Toxorhynchites rutilus septentrionalis is the source of this 1087-nucleotide messenger RNA. RefSeq names its product inositol monophosphatase 1. The record is from RefSeq and is a predicted model, not a curated record. Gene Ontology annotation, biological process: phosphatidylinositol phosphate biosynthetic process; inositol metabolic process; signal transduction. The transcript has 5 exons. Lineage: Eukaryota; Metazoa; Arthropoda; Insecta; Diptera; Culicidae. Gene Ontology annotation, molecular function: inositol monophosphate 1-phosphatase activity. Bases 155 to 979 code for a protein of 274 amino acids.
UGUAUAUAUAAGGGCGUUUAUCAACGCGGACCAUCAUUUUAAAAACAUUAGUCAGCUGGCGUACAGUAAGGAUCAGAAUUGAGCCACAGAAAGUAAUUAAUAAACAUAACUUAAGUUAGAGAAAAAGUUUAAGUGUUUUCAAAUUAAUCGUAAAAUGGCACUCGAUCUAGAUGAGUGCUACACCCACGUCAUGGGAUUGGUGGAGGAAGCUGGACGAAUAAUAGCUUCCAGAAAUUAUGGGGAAAAAAGUGUCGUGGAGAAAUCCAGCAACAUCGAUCUGCUGACGGAAACUGACCAACAAGUUGAGCGCCUUCUUAUGGAUGGUAUUACUGGGAAAUAUUCCGAUCAUAGAUUUAUUGGCGAAGAGGAAACAAGUGCUGGAACGAAGGCGGAACUUACAGAUGCACCAACGUGGAUAAUCGAUCCGGUCGAUGGAACCAUGAAUUUCGUACAUAGCUUUCCACACUCGUGCAUUUCGAUCGCUUUGUUAGUGAAUAAGAUUGCAGAAAUUGGGAUAAUUUACAAUCCGAUGUUGAAUCAAAAAUUCACCGCUCGUCGUGGAAAGGGGGCAUUCUUGAAUGAAAAACCCAUUAGAGUUUCUGGGGAAACUCGUCUGGAAUAUGCUCUGGCAACCACCGAAUUUGGAACCAGUCGUGAUGAAGAGAAAACCACCAUAGUGCUGGAAAACAUUGGAAAAUUAGUACGAGAAAUUCAUGGAAUGCGAAGUUUAGGUUCGGCGGCACUUAACAUGGCAAUGGUUGCUCUAGGAGGAGCCGAUUUCAACUACGAGUUUGGUAUUCAUGCGUGGGACAUUGCUGCCGGAGACCUUCUUGUACGAGAAGCUGGAGGAGUUUGUUUAGAUCCGUCCGGAGGCCCCCUCGACUUAAUGUCGCGGAGGGUUCUGUGUGCGUCUUCGCAAGAGUUGGCGGACAAAGUAUCGACGAGAUUGACACAAUAUUACCCUCAGCCAAGGGACUAAUGUGCAAUACAGGAAAAUCUAUGUAAUUGAUUCAUAUAACCAGAGCAUAAGUAUGGUAUAUAUUGUUACAAAUGUGGCAGAUGAAUAAAUAAUGAAACGGUAGCAAAA